UUGUGUUUUCAAGAGCGCGUCGUUUUUAAAUGCCUUUACAUUUAACCAAGUGAAUAUAACCUUGAUUUAAAAAGCCAAAUCAAUAGUUUGGACAAAAGCUCCUCGAGUGUAUGUGCUGUGUACGGAGCUGGUCAGGAUGUACUUAAAUGAGGACUGUGGAGCUGUUUAUGUCCGAGAGAAAGGCGCGCUGCGAUGUGUCAAUGCAGAUACUCAUGCAGCUCCGCCGCAGCACAGACUCUUCAACAGAGACUUCUCAUUUAAACUCUGCAUUGAUGCUUUACCUUCCGCUAGUCACACAAAGAAAAGCGAUUUCUUCAUCUUUACAUACAACAAAGAGGGUAGUUUGCGGUAUUCGGUGAAAUCUUUAUUUGACUUAUCUUUGCAGUUUAUUGCUGAUCAUAUUGAACAUGUUGAUUCACUGGUCGGUUUCCCGGAGCAAAUGGCUGAUAAGUUGUUCUCAGCCGCUGAAGAGAGACACAAAUUCAUUGACCCACAUACUGCAUCCCGAGCACUGCAGGUUUUCUGUGAGGCCUAUGGAGAACUAGUGCUAAAAUCUCUGUGUCUGAGAAAUAGGUCUCUUUUGAUAUCUGAAAGAUUGGACGAGAUCAGAAUGUUUCAGCGUCUGGAAAGCCUGGACCUCAAUGGAUGCAGAUUAGGCGACAACCAUGACAUUUUUAAAUACAUAACCUCUGAUGUCCUUUCUAGUCUUGUGAAGCUUUUCUUGGGGACAAACUGCCUUUCCGAUGCAGGCCUGCAGAGACUGACAGCACCAGUCAGAGUGAUGAAGAAAGGCCUAGAAAACUUGCAGCUUCUGGACCUCUCUGAGAAUCCCAUCACAGAGAAAGGACUUGGCUAUCUAACAUGCUUUCAAACUCUACAGAAACUAGACAUAUCUGGGACAAAUGUGAAGGUGAAUUUGUCGGUGAAAGAGUUUUUCAGAAAUAAGAUGAAACUGAUCCUCUCAGAGACACCUUUGAAGAUGUUUGCUCACUCUGAUUGCAAAACAGAGGGCUGGGCUGAACAGGUUAUAAACCAAUGGGAAAUUAGAGCUGCAGAAGUACCAAAAAAAGACAACAAACCAAGAACAAAUGCUCUCCGUUUCUAUGGAAGGGAAAAGUUUGUUCGAGAGACAUUAAACUCCUUGUCUGGGUGAAGUGGCACAAAUAAAGACAAAGUUGUGCCAAUUCACUUUUAUAAGCAUGAGCACAUCACACAUUACCCAACAGUGGCAGCUGUACAGAAGGGUAAGAAGAGGAGACUAUCAACAGAGGAAGAGCGAAGUACAGCUCCACUCGCAAAGCGCCAAUCUGUGUCUGCUCUAUCUGCAGAGGACUUAGAUAUGUUAAAUAGUUACUGAGUGUCAACAAACAGUUUACUUUGCCAACACUGCAUUCCUCUGUGAGGAAUGUGACUCUGAAAUGCUUUUACUUUGGAUUCUUGAAAAUAAAAACUUUCUACUG
Xyrauchen texanus (razorback sucker) is the source of this 1460-nucleotide messenger RNA. It is a transcript of the gene lrrc42, whose product is annotated as leucine rich repeat containing 42. The transcript is spliced from 7 exons. The coding region runs from base 137 to 1153 and encodes 338 amino acids. Gene Ontology annotation, molecular function: protein binding. The record is from RefSeq and is a predicted model, not a curated record. NCBI's taxonomy places the organism in Eukaryota, Metazoa, Chordata, Actinopteri, Cypriniformes, Catostomidae.